CACAAAGGCAAAGAGAAGAACAGGCAGUCCAGCAGAGGACACAUAGUGGAGUUCCUGUACAUUUGACUUUUUUAAAAAGAAAGAGAACAUUUAGUGUCUCAGAGGCAGAAACCAGGCUCUGAAGUCAAAACCACAAGGCAAUGACUGCGUGCAUCUUCAUACGAGGGGGGAAGAUUGAGAGAGAAUUGGCAGAUGAGGAGAUUGAAGAGCUUCGUGAGGCAUUUGAAGAGUUUGAUAAGGAUAAGGAUGGACUGAUCAGCUGUAAAGAUCUAGGCAACCUGAUGAGAACCAUGGGUUACAUGCCUACGGAGAUGGAGCUGAUUGAACUGGGCCAGAAUAUCAAUAUGAACUUGGGUGGACAGGUGGAUUUCGAAGACUUUGUGGAACUCAUGGCACCAAAACUCCUCGCUGAAACAGCUGGAAUGAUUGGCAUAAAAGAACUGAGGGAUGCCUUUAAACAGUUUGACAUUGAUGGUGAUGGAGAGAUCACGACAGAAGAGCUGAAGUUAGCUAUGAAUAAGCUGUUGGGGGAAAACAUGAGUCACAAAGAGAUUGACUCAGUGGUCAGAGAGGUCGAUAACAAUGGGGAUGGAACUGUAGAUUUUGAAGAGUUCGUGAAAAUGAUGUCAAGCUGCUGAGACAGGUGCAGACAAGGGAAGUGAUGGUGUACAAUGACAGAUUUCUACUUUCUCCUCAGUAAAUUUCUCUAACUUCAUUUCUCAGUAAUCACAGGUAGGAUUUGUAUAAUCGUGUAAUUGGAGCUAAACAAUCAGUUCAUCUGUAAUGUGUAAUCUAUCUGUUACUAUGUAAAUGUUGCAUUAAUCAUGAGAGAUUAUAUUGUGAAGGCAAGCUAUUACCAUUUAAAUAGCUUCUAUCAUAAGACUUAUCAUGCUAUCAACCUUUUAGAGAUGAAGUAAAGCUUUCCCUACAUUCCUUGAAUUAGGCUUUUUGCUAUAAAUAAAAAAAAAUAUUGAUUGGUUUAAGUUUGCCUUUGCGCUAGAUCUUUUCCUGUUGUAAAUAUUCCAUUUCAUUAAAUUUUAUUUAAACUUGGUUUAUACUUAUUGAAGAACUGGAAGCUUUCUUUUGUCAGACUAUGUAUUUAGAUAAGCAAUUGCACUUUACUUAAAUUAAGAAUGAUCUAUGCAUUAAUAUACACCAAAACCAUAUACAUUAAUUAACUGAUAGGUUUACAGUAUACACUGUACAUACACUGCGGCAAAAGGAAACAAAACAUGUAUCUGUAUACAGACUCUUAAUGCUGACUGUUUGAUUGCUGUCAUUCUCAAUCAUCUGCAAAGAAAAGGAAUUGUUUUUGUAUUUCCUUACAGCGCACUAAUUUAUGAGCAUCAUAUUCACUGAAUCUAUGCUCUUAACCAAGAUUUUCACUCCUAUUUGCUGCUGUCUUUUGCUAUAAGGAUAAAUCCAGAUGUUAGGCAUUACUAUUAUAUUCCUAUUGAGCAGAUUUUUCUGCCAUCUGUGCCCCUAUAAUUAUCCCCAAAGUCUCUGAAUUCAUAGUUUAAGUUAUUCCUUUACAUUCUCCCUGAUGUGUGUUUGCAAAGCUAUAAAUAUAACUAUAUACAUUUUCAGCUAUAACAAAAGUUUUAAAGAUGGUUGUUUUUUGUGCAUAAAAAAAAAAAAUCAUGUUAUGCAAUGAUAAAGUUUGUGUAUAUGACGCUCUCUUAAAAUGAUACAGUAUUGUAUAUUAGACAUUUUAAUAAAUAUAAACUGUUUUAAAAUUGCUUCUAUCUUUAAGCAAGGCUUUAUAUUGGUUUGCUUUAAAUAUAGUUACACUACGUUUUAAAGCAUCAAGUCACAAAGCCAGUAGAAGAAAUCGGGUUUGCUAUCUUCACCAAAUAGGUAAUGCUAGUUACAUAUGUAACUAAAAGAGCUUCUGUAAGGGUCUAUUUCACAUGUGCUAACUGCUAGGACAGAAUGUAAUCUGAGUACAUAUGGGAUUUCAUGAAUAGGGGCAUAUAACAGUAUGGACUGAAUGUAAAUUUGGUUUCCAAACAUCUGUAGUGUCUUACCUUCCCAGCCAGUGUAUUACCACCCCAACAAAUGCACAGUUAAUCUAAGUAUUGGAUGGUUGCAGUUUGGGGCAAUUUACACUUUUUGCCACGUAUCAAGCCCAGCAUUGUAUUCUCUGCAGACUCUCCUUCAGUGAAAUUCAAUGUUGUAAUUUCCAAGGUUGGGUGACAUAACAUUGGACAUAUCAGACUCAUCUGGCUACCAAUGUGUGUGGAGUGAACUUUUAGCCAGAGCAGAAAGCAACUGCAUGGUUGUACACACAUUUCAGCUCAACC
Messenger RNA from Silurus meridionalis, 2303 nucleotides. It is a transcript of the gene cabp5a, whose product is annotated as calcium binding protein 5a. The coding region runs from base 141 to 638 and encodes 165 amino acids. The record is from RefSeq and is a predicted model, not a curated record. Gene Ontology annotation, molecular function: calcium ion binding. NCBI's taxonomy places the organism in Eukaryota, Metazoa, Chordata, Actinopteri, Siluriformes, Siluridae. The transcript is spliced from 7 exons.